GCGGCGGAGACCGGGCAUGAUAGACUGACUGAGCUUCUCUUUGAUUACGCGGGGGAUGUGAAUUCUUGCGACACCAUCGACUGGACUGCACUCCAUCUGGCGGCUUGGGGCGGACAUCUCAGGAUUGUUGCAUCGCUCCUCGACAGAGGGGCCGCCAUCGCGCCACGAACCGACAUGCAGGGCACACCGCUGAUGUUCGCAGCCCAGGAAGGGCACGAGGACGUUGUUCGCCUGCUCCUGGACCGGGGCGCACCUCUUGACGACAGCGACGCCGAAGGCUUCACCGCUCUCCAUUUUGCAGUUCAAGGUGGCUAUGUCACUGUCGCCAGCCUGCUCCUCGAACGAGGU
Molecule: messenger RNA, 348 nt
Organism: Schizophyllum commune H4-8
Lineage: Eukaryota; Fungi; Basidiomycota; Agaricomycetes; Agaricales; Schizophyllaceae
Product: ankyrin repeat protein
Exons: 1
Molecular function (GO): protein binding
Source: RefSeq, a predicted model, not a curated record